UGCCACGACCGGAGCCGAGCGGCGGCCCCCGCCGGGCCGAGCGCGCUGACGGAGCCGCCGUAGGUGAGGGGCCCGCGUCCCCGCCCGCCGUGGGCGCCGCGCCCGGCACGGAUCCCGCCCGCCGCCCGCCGCCGCCGCCGUCGCCGCCGCCGCCGCCCGCGGGCAUCAUGACCGCUCUGAGCGCUGGGGUUACAGACUGUUGUUUGGUACCUGCGCCCCAAAGCUAACUUCAGCAUGCUCAAAAGGAAGCAGAGCUCCAGGGUGGAAGCCCAGCCAGUUACCGACUUUGGUCCUGACGAAUCUCUGUCAGACAACGCCGACAUCCUCUGGAUUAACAAGCCAUGGGUCCACUCUCUGCUGCGCAUCUGUGCCAUCAUCAGCGUCAUCUCUGUGUGUAUGAACACACCAAUGACCUUCGAGCACUACCCUCCUCUCCAGUAUGUGACCUUUACUCUGGAUACUUUGUUGAUGUUCCUGUACACGGCAGAGAUGAUAGCAAAGAUGCACAUCCGUGGUAUUGUCAAGGGGGAUAAUUCCUAUGUGAAAGAUCGCUGGUGUGUUUUUGAUGGAUUUAUGGUCUUUUGCCUUUGGGUUUCGCUGGUGUUACAGGUGUUUGAAAUUGCUGAUAUAGUUGAUCAGAUGUCACCUUGGGGCAUGUUGAGGAUCCCACGGCCACUAAUUAUGAUCCGGGCAUUCCGGAUUUAUUUCCGAUUUGAACUGCCAAGGACCCGGAUUACAAAUAUUUUAAAGCGAUCAGGAGAACAAAUAUGGAGCGUUUCAAUUUUCCUACUUUUCUUUCUACUUCUUUAUGGAAUUUUGGGAGUUCAGAUGUUUGGAACAUUUACCUAUCACUGUGUAGUGAAUGACACAAAGCCAGGGAAUGUAACCUGGAAUAGCUUAGCUAUCCCAGAUACACACUGCUCACCAGAGCUAGAAGAAGGCUACCAGUGCCCACCUGGAUUUAAAUGCAUGGACCUGGAAGAUCUGGGACUUAGCAGGCAAGAGCUGGGCUACAGUGGCUUUAACGAGAUAGGCACCAGCAUCUUCACGGUCUAUGAGGCUGCCUCUCAGGAGGGCUGGGUGUUCCUCAUGUACAGAGCCAUCGACAGCUUCCCCCGCUGGCGUUCCUACUUCUAUUUCAUCACCCUGAUUUUCUUCCUUGCCUGGCUUGUUAAGAAUGUCUUUAUCGCCGUCAUCAUUGAAACAUUUGCAGAAAUCAGAGUUCAGUUUCAGCAAAUGUGGGGAUCAAGAAGCAGCACGACCUCCACAGCCACCACACAGAUGUUCCACGAAGAUGCUGCUGGUGGUUGGCAGCUGGUAGCUGUGGAUGUCAACAAGCCCCAGGGACGUGCCCCAGCCUGCCUUCAGAAAAUGAUGCGGUCKUCGGUUUUCCACAUGUUCAUCCUGAGCAUGGUGACUGUGGAUGUCAUCGUCGCAGCCAGCAACUACUACAAAGGCGAGAACUUCAGAAGCCAAUACGACGAGUUCUACCUUGCAGAGGUGGCUUUUACAGUUCUUUUUGAUUUGGAAGCUCUUCUGAAGAUAUGGUGUCUGGGGUUCACUGGAUAUAUUAGCUCAUCUCUCCACAAAUUUGAGCUAUUACUUGUCGUUGGAACUACUCUUCAUGUGUACCCGGAUCUUUAUCAUUCUCAAUUCACAUACUUUCAGGUUCUUCGGGUAGUUCGGCUUAUUAAGAUUUCUCCUGCAUUAGAAGACUUUGUGUACAAGAUUUUCGGUCCUGGAAAAAAGCUCGGGAGUUUGGUUGUGUUCACUGCCAGCCUCUUGAUCGUUAUGUCGGCAAUUAGUUUGCAAAUGUUCUGCUUUGUUGAAGAACUGGACAGAUUUACAACGUUUCCAAGGGCAUUUAUGUCCAUGUUCCAGAUCCUCACCCAGGAAGGAUGGGUGGACGUCAUGGACCAAACUCUAAAUGCUGUGGGACACAUGUGGGCACCCGUGGUGGCCAUCUAUUUCAUUCUCUACCAUCUCUUUGCUACUCUGAUCCUCCUGAGUUUGUUUGUUGCUGUUAUUUUGGACAACUUAGAACUUGAUGAAGAUCUAAAGAAGCUUAAACAAUUAAAACAAAGUGAAGCAAAUGCAGACACCAAAGAAAAGCUCCCUUUGCGCCUGCGAAUCUUUGAAAAGUUUCCAAACAGACCGCAAAUGGUGAAAAUCUCAAAACUUCCUUCAGAUUUUACAGUUCCUAAAAUCAGGGAAAGUUUUAUGAAGCAGUUUAUUGAUCGCCAGCAACAGGAUACUUGCUGUCUCUUCAGAAUCCUCCCCUCGGCCUCUUCUUCAUCCUGUGAUCACUCCAAACGGUCAGCCAUUGAAGACAACAAGUACAUUGAUCAAAAACUUCGCAAGUCUGUUUUCAGCAUCAGAGCAAGGAACCUUCUGGAAAAGGAGACUGCGGUCACUAAAAUCUUAAGAGCUUGCACUCGACAGCGCAUGCUGAGUGGAUCAUUCGAGGGGCAACCGGCAAAGGAAAGGUCGAUUCUCAGCGUGCAGCAUCACAUCCGCCAAGAGCGCAGGUCACUAAGACAUGGAUCGAACAGCCAGAGGAUCAGCAGGGGGAAGUCUCUUGAAACCUUGACUCAAGAUCACUCCAAUACAGUGAGAUACAGAAAUGCACAAAGAGAAGACAGCGAAAUAAAGAUGAUUCAGGAAAAAAAGGAGCAAGCGGAGAUGAAAAGGAAAGUGCAGGAAGAGGAGCUGAGAGAGAACCACCCGUACUUCGACAAGCCGCUGUUCAUCGUGGGGCGCGAGCACAGGUUCAGGAACCUGUGCCGCGUGGUGGUCCGCGCCCGCUUCAACGCAUCCAAAACCGACCCUGUCACAGGAGCUGUGAAAAACACAAAGUACCACCAACUUUAUGAUUUGCUGGGACUGGUCACUUACCUGGACUGGGUCAUGAUCAUCGUAACCAUCUGCUCUUGCAUUUCCAUGAUGUUCGAAUCUCCCUUUCGAAGGGUCAUGCACGCACCUACUUUGCAGAUUGCCGAGUAUGUAUUUGUGAUAUUCAUGAGCAUUGAGCUUAAUCUGAAGAUUAUGGCAGAUGGCUUGUUUUUCACUCCAACUGCUGUCAUCAGGGACUUUGGUGGUGUAAUGGACAUAUUUAUUUAUCUCGUGAGCUUGAUAUUUCUUUGUUGGAUGCCUCAAAAUGUGCCUGCUGAGUCAGGAGCUCAGCUGCUAAUGGUUCUUCGGUGCCUGAGGCCUCUGCGGAUAUUCAAACUGGUGCCCCAGAUGAGGAAAGUUGUUCGAGAGCUUUUCAGCGGCUUCAAGGAAAUCUUCUUGGUCUCCAUACUCUUGCUGACAUUAAUGCUUGUUUUUGCAAGCUUUGGAGUUCAGCUUUUUGCUGGAAAGCUAGCCAAGUGCAACGAUCCCAACAUUAUCAGAAGGGAGGAUUGUAACGGCAUAUUCAGAAUCAAUGUAAGCGUGUCCAAGAACUUAAAUUUAAAAUUGAGACCUGGAGAGAAAAAACCUGGAUUCUGGGUGCCCCGUGUUUGGGCAAAUCCUCGGAACUUUAAUUUCGACAAUGUGGGGAAUGCUAUGCUGGCAUUGUUUGAAGUUCUCUCCUUGAAAGGCUGGGUAGAAGUGAGGGACGUUAUUAUUCAUCGCGUGGGGCCGAUCCAUGGAAUCUAUAUUCAUGUUUUUGUUUUCCUGGGUUGCAUGAUUGGACUGACACUUUUUGUUGGAGUAGUUAUUGCUAAUUUUAAUGAAAACAAGGGGACGGCUCUGCUGACUGUAGAUCAGAGGAGAUGGGAAGAUCUCAAGAGCAGACUGAAGAUCGCGCAGCCGCUUCAUCUCCCACCCCGCCCGGAUAAUGAUGGUUUUAGAGCUAAAAUGUAUGACAUAACCCAGCACCCRUUUUUUAAGAGGACAAUUGCGUUACUUGUUCUGGCCCAGUCCGUGCUGCUGUCUGUCAAGUGGGACGUGGAGGAUCCCGUGACCGUCCCUUUGGCAACAAUGUCGGUUGUGUUCACCUUCAUCUUUGUGCUGGAGGUUACAAUGAAGAUCAUAGCCAUGUCACCUGCAGGCUUCUGGCAGAGCAGGAGAAAUCGAUACGACCUCCUGGUGACGUCCCUCGGAGUGGUGUGGGUGGUGCUCCACUUUGCCCUCCUGAACGCCUAUACCUACAUGAUGGGUGCCUGCGUCAUCGUCUUCAGGUUUUUCUCCAUCUGCGGAAAGCAUGUGACUCUGAAGAUGCUGCUCCUGACAGUGGUGGUCAGCAUGUACAAAAGCUUCUUCAUCAUYGUGGGGAUGUUCCUCCUGCUACUCUGCUACGCCUUUGCCGGCGUCGUUCUGUUUGGUACCGUGAAAUAUGGAGAGAACAUUAACAGGCAUGCGAAUUUUUCUUCAGCUGGCAAAGCUAUUACUGUACUAUUCCGAAUUGUCACAGGUGAAGACUGGAACAAAAUCAUGCAUGAUUGUAUGGUUCAGCCCCCAUUUUGCACUCCAGAUGAGUUCACCUACUGGGCGACGGACUGUGGGAAUUAUGCGGGAGCACUUAUGUACUUCUGUUCAUUUUAUGUCAUCAUCGCCUACAUCAUGCUAAACCUGCUUGUAGCUAUAAUUGUAGAGAACUUCUCCUUGUUUUAUUCCACCGAGGAGGAUCAGCUUCUGAGUUAUAAUGAUCUUCGCCACUUUCAAAUCAUAUGGAAUAUGGUGGAUGAUAAAAGGGAGGGCGUGAUCCCCACGUUCCGCGUGAAGUUCCUGCUGCGGCUGCUGCGCGGGAGGCUGGAGGUGGACCUUGACAAGGACAAGCUCCUGUUUAAGCACAUGUGCUACGAGAUGGAGCGGCUGCACAACGGUGGCGACGUCACUUUCCACGACGUCCUGAGCAUGCUGUCCUACCGCUCAGUGGACAUCCGCAAGAGCCUGCAGCUGGAGGAGCUCCUGGCGCGGGAGCAGCUGGAGUACACCAUCGAGGAGGAGGUGGCCAAGCAGACCAUCCGCAUGUGGCUGAAGAAGUGUCUCAAGCGCAUCCGGGCUAAACAGCAGCAGUCCUGCAGCAUCAUCCACAGCCUGAGAGAGAGCCAGCAGCAAGAGCUGAGCCGCUUCCUGAACCCUCCCAGCAUCGAGACCACCCAGCCAAGUGAGGACACCACUGCCAACAGCCAGGAUCCUAACAUGCCACCCAAGACGAGCAGCCAGCAGCAGCUCCUGAGCCCCACUCUGUCCGAUAGAGGAGGAAGUCGGCAGGAUGCAUCAGAGGCUGAGAAGCCGCAGAGGAAGGUUGGGCAGUGGUGUCGGCCCUCUGACCCCAGUCUACCAAGCCAGCCACCACCUGCUGUCACCUUCCCGUGUGGAGAGAGGAUCAAAAUGAAAUCUGUGGUGUGCAAGAUGAAUCCUGUGACGGACGCAGCCUCCUGUGGCUCUGAGGUGAAGAAAUGGUGGACGAGGCAGCUGACGGUAGAGAGUGACGAGAGCGGAGAUGACCUUCUGGAUGUCUAG
Urocitellus parryii (Arctic ground squirrel) is the source of this 5451-nucleotide messenger RNA. It is a transcript of the gene Nalcn, whose product is annotated as sodium leak channel, non-selective. Gene Ontology annotation, biological process: positive regulation of synaptic transmission, cholinergic; positive regulation of synaptic transmission, GABAergic; transmembrane transport. NCBI's taxonomy places the organism in Eukaryota, Metazoa, Chordata, Mammalia, Rodentia, Sciuridae. Gene Ontology annotation, cellular component: plasma membrane. Gene Ontology annotation, molecular function: monoatomic cation channel activity. The record is from RefSeq and is a predicted model, not a curated record.